Messenger RNA from Trichoplax adhaerens, 1761 nucleotides. RefSeq lists its product as uncharacterized. NCBI's taxonomy places the organism in Eukaryota, Metazoa, Placozoa, Uniplacotomia, Trichoplacea, Trichoplacidae. The transcript has 8 exons. The record is from RefSeq and is a predicted model, not a curated record. Bases 1 to 1761 code for a protein of 586 amino acids.
AUGACCACCACUAUUCACAAUACAUCGCAAUUGAAGAACUUGCCUGAUGUACAGACCCGUGCUCUACUUUAUGCUUUUUCCGUGCUUGACGAUGAAAGUAAUGACGGAAAAGCCAACCAUAGCCAAAUAUCUGUGAUUUGCCAAAGCAUAGAGAGUGAAUUCCGCACUGGUUUCCCCUUCGAUCGCUUAUAUAAUUACGCUGAUGAUCAGAAACGAUAUGAUUUCCUCAGUUUGAAGAAAUAUUUAGAAGAAUGCUGCCUGGAUCGAAUUCCGCAUUUCGAUGAUAGCAAGUUCUAUAAAGUUUGCUGGGAUUUCUAUCGUAAUCAUGAUAAAUCUGACCACAAUGUGACAAAACUUAAGGCGGAUCAGUUAUUUAAAUUGUGGCAAAUUUGCAAUGUCAUCAAUGAUCAAACGAAUUGCACCACUAUUGCUAUGGUUGAUCUUGUUCCUGUCUUUCAGAAAAUUGCUCGCACCCUCGGUGUGCAAUGGAAUGCCGAUGAAUUUUAUUUGCAUCCUCGUCGAGCUGAUUUCUGGAAAGUGAUUGAUGAAUUUGGAUGUGGUUUAUUUGUUAGCGUUGAUGAUGAAUUAAUCGAAGAAAUUGUCUGCAAUCUUUAUGACUUUUACGUCUUAAAUAUUAUUAAAGUUGGCUUUCUAAGCAAGAGAGGUCAUCGUAUGACUAGUAUUAGAGAUCGUUAUUUCAUCUUGAAGCACAAUGUCCUAGAAUAUUAUACUGAAAACUUGAGGGAAAAGAGAGGAAGUAUUGCAAUCAAUCAGUAUACUACUGUGGAAUCCAAACCAGCUGAAGGAGGGAAAUAUUGGUUUGCUGUGACUGACAACAAUACUGGAAUUGUUUAUGAUAUUUAUGCCGUGAGUUAUCGAUUAAAGAUAGAUUGGAUAUAUGCAAUUCAAACUGCUAUCGCAGCGAAUCAAAAAAAGAAACUACCAGCUCAGAUCCAUAUUGAACUCGAUCGCGAAAUGGCUCGUGGCAAAUUGUCUGCUUUGCAGUUGAAGGAAAUUCAAGCUAAAUACAAAGCUUUACUGACAGUACAAACUGAUCUUGCAAUGGAAAGUGUUGCACGUGCUGUUGCUGAAGUAAAUCUCAUAGAAGCUGAAGAGCAACGCGAAUUAGCUGAGAAGCAAUUGCAUGCUGAGCGAGAAAUACGACUUAAGGCUGAGGAGGAAAAUCAAGAGCAUAAACAAAGAUUAGACAGCCACGCCAAAGAAAUACAAGCAUUACAGGAAUCCAACGUUGAAAAACAGGCAAAAUUAGCUCGUGAGCAAAAGAAAAGUGAAGAAUUACUACAAAAGAAGUUAGUCAAUGAAGAAAUGCUACGGCGAAUGGAAGCAGAAAAGACGGAUUUAGAACAGGCUGUUGCUGAACACCAGGGUUUACUAAAGAUAAAAACUGAGGAACUAAAGAAAAUACAAGAAGAGCAAGAAUCUCGACUUCGGGAAGAGAAAGAAUUAAAGGAAAAGCUAGAAGUAAUAACAGAUGCCAAAGAGAAAAGGAAAAGUUUUCUUCAACUUGCAAACCUAGAAGAAGAAUAUAAAAAUGGUAAUACAUUAUUAAAAAAGACCGAAAACGAUAUCCAAGGAUUAAAGACGAAAGGAACUCAUUUAAAUACGAAAAUUAAAGAUUUGAGAAAUAAAAUUUCCUCCGUGGAAGAUCUUAGAUUGACUCAUCGUGGAUAUUAUGCUGUAGGGCCGGCACCAGUUCCAAAGCCUCGAACAGAUCUUGAAAAGAAUGGGCUUAAAUCAUAA